Condylura cristata (star-nosed mole) is the source of this 738-nucleotide messenger RNA. Its product is annotated as cyclin-dependent kinase inhibitor 2A-like. Gene Ontology annotation, molecular function: protein kinase binding; cyclin-dependent protein serine/threonine kinase inhibitor activity. Gene Ontology annotation, biological process: negative regulation of cell population proliferation; regulation of cyclin-dependent protein serine/threonine kinase activity. The record is from RefSeq and is a predicted model, not a curated record. Gene Ontology annotation, cellular component: nucleus. The coding region runs from base 36 to 437 and encodes 133 amino acids. NCBI's taxonomy places the organism in Eukaryota, Metazoa, Chordata, Mammalia, Eulipotyphla, Talpidae. The transcript is spliced from 3 exons.
GAGAGUGAGAGAGAGGGAGAGCAAAGGGAAGCAGUAUGGAUCCCACCGCAGACCGGCUAGCCUCAGCCGCCGCCCGGGGCCAGGUGGAAGAAGUAAGGGCGCUGCUGGAGUCUGGGGCGCAGCCCGACGCACUGAACGGUCUGGGUCGGAGACCAAUUCAGGUCAUGAUGAUGGGCAGCGUCCGCGUGGCGAAGCUGCUGCUGCUCCACGGCGCGGAUCCCAACUGCGCCGACCCCGCCACCCUCACGCGGCCGGUGCACGACGCUGCCCGGGAGGGCUUCCUGGACACGCUGGUGGCGCUGCAUCAGGCGGGGGCGAGGCUGGAUGUGCCAGAUGCCUGGGGUCGCCUGCCCGUGGACCUGGCUGAGGAACGUGGCCACCAGGUUGUCCUCAAGUACCUGCGCACAGCUGCGGGGGCCACCCAAGGCAGUGGCUAGCAGGUAUGGGCCCUGAGAAAGAUUCUGCAGCCCAGUAUUAAAGCAUUGCUGAAGCCCAAAACUCAAGACCUACUCCACGCACUCAAUUCUCUCCUGCAAUCUAGUUUCAACUAUCAAUGAGUUUUUGCUUUCCCCGCUUUUUAUAUAGCCAUAAAAUGUUUCUUAAAAAAAAAAAAAGCAACUCUGGUAGUGUCUUUUCAUUGGGUUGGAGUUUUCAGGAGUGUGUAUUCAGAGCCUGGGCAUACAUCUGAGUGUGUCCUUCCGCUUGCGAGCCUUUUACCUGUGAGUUUUAACCCUUAUG